Molecule: messenger RNA, 2838 nt
Organism: Ctenocephalides felis (cat flea)
Lineage: Eukaryota; Metazoa; Arthropoda; Insecta; Siphonaptera; Pulicidae
Source: RefSeq, a predicted model, not a curated record
GAUCUGCAGCUCGAGAUAUCAGCCCAGGGUCGCGUAGUGGGUGCACUGUUGAGAGCCUACGGCAAAGAAGAGAAAUCGAAGGAAGAACUAGAUUCAACUUGUACUAGCAGCGAAAAUCCUUCAGGAGAUUGUCCUCGAGGAAUUCGAGGCUUGGAGAGGAGGUAUCACCUGUUGUACCUGCGCGCACUUGAGUGGCAGUGUCUGCUGGAAGGACUGCUGGCAUCUUCGAUACCAUCGACACCAUCGUGGGCCUGUUCCCAAUCUGACCACGAAGAAGAACCUUUGCCAAAACAGGCGAGACUCAGCACAGAUUUUAAACGAAAUUCACUGAGGGCGCAGUCGGAUACGAGUGAUGAGGAUGAAUCAUCAGCGCUAACCUGCCCGCCCAAGAGGGCCCCAUCUGGAUCACCUGCAAGUGGCGCCAGUUCCGAGGCGGACGUCGAAUCACUGGACGGAGCUUUGAGGACGGCCAAAAGGAUUUCUAUUAAGGACACGUCUUCAAGCGAUAUGGACACAGACUCAGACUUCAACGAUGACAAGGACUUCGUCCUGACCAAAAUCACCGACACCGUUAUCAAACGUGUGAAAAACAUCGAAAUUUCCAAAUACAACCGAUCGAAUCGAACCGCUGACAACGUGGCCACAUUUUACUUCAAACACAGAGACACCGAUUCCGAAAUCGAUCACCGCAGCAACAGCAACGUUGGCUUGACAGGAUCAGAAUUUGAUGCCGAAGAAUUCGCCAUAAUGUCUUCGGAAAGUGACAACGAAAAACAACAGCAGGACAUGUCGGAGAAACUGGAAAAUAUGGUCAACGGCAACGGGCAGCAUCAUGGUAAAUUGGACAACCAAGUGGAUAAUGCAGGGAAUUUGGAUAAUGCUGUGAAUGAUAACCAAGAAGUCAUUGUUCCUACAGUUAGGAAGAACGCAACGAGGAAGACCCAGGAAAAUAUUAGGAAGCUGGUGCAAGAGGCUGAACAUCUGGUAAGAGAAGAUACUGAUCGCGGAAGAAUUGGAAAACAAGGCAGAUCUCGCAAUUUUGAUAAUGCUUCAAGGAUAAAGGAAUGGCUCCGCAAAUCCAGUUCGCCCUGCGGUCUCUCUACCUCCCCAUCAGGCAGCGCCCCCCUCGACAGUUGCGACGCAUCAGGCGAGUGCACCUCCAGCAGCGACAGCGAAGCCGGAGGAGGCGCCCAUGCAGGAUCGGCCGAGAGCUCAGGCGAACCUUCGGGCUCUGUGGCGACUUACCGGCGUGCUCUUGGAGACUCGCAAGCGACUUCCACGGAAUUGAUCGACACGGAUAGUAAUGGAGCGCCCACUGUUCCUCUGACGGAUGGGGGCAACGGGGGUAGUUCGCCGGAUAGUCCAACUCCAGUUAAGGUUAUUAUGAGAUCUGGUAAGACAUCAGCAACUCGUCCAUGGUCCGUCUCAUGUGUGUCCCAACUUACUCCAAAUGGUGAAAUGUUGAACGUGGAAAAUUUACAAAAUGAAACUACAACUGAUGGAUUACAAAAGAACAAAAUGGCCCAACAAUUCAGUCAUUCGGAAUCGGCUUUGCACAUUUUGGAUAACAUGGCUAGCUAUCAAGGAGAUUUCGGCAGAACGGAUAAUAAAUUCGAUAUCAGGAAGAAAAAGCUCAGGCUGAAGAAAAGACAGGGAAGAAAAAGUGAAUCCAGCAACGAUGCCUACGCAGUCGAAUCAUCGGCCGGACAACACUUUCCAAAACAAGGAAGCCUGGUAAAAUCCCGAUCGUUCUCUGGACACUCUCAGAUCAAUUUAGAACGCAUCCUCUCUUCACCGACCCUCAAACACCUCACUAAUGAAAAGUGCCAUUUAACCACUAUGCCAGUAAAUUUCGAAAUCGGUGGAAAUAUAACAAAUGCACCAAUCCUGGAAAAUAUUGUCACAUCUGAAGAACACAGCAGUAGCUUUUCUGAAGCUUGGGAUAAUUAUCAGGAUAAGUACUUGUCAGAGUCUUAUUCAGAAUGUGUAGAUACUGAGGCAGCAAGGAGGUUAUUAGAUUUUGGUGAGGAUUAUAGGAAUUAUAUAGAUUCACAAUCAGAUUGUUGCUCGUCUUUGUCAAACUUUGGAACAAAUCUAGAUGUUGGCAAUAAGAAGUUCUUGAAAAAUUUGAUAGCUAAUUCACCUGAUUACAUCAGAAAAUCUAUAGAUGAUUAUUCUUUCGAUAAUUCUGAAGACACAGAUCUGGAUUGCCGUAGAAAGAUUAGAUCUGAUUUGCAUCAAAGGCGUCGCUCAAGCAAGGAAAGAAGAAGCUCCAAAUUGACUUCAGAUAGUGACUCAAGUAAAAACUCUUCGAAACGCAAAAAUAGUUGUGGAAUGAAAAAUAAUUUAACAGAUAUGGAAUCCAUGAAAAGGAAAAGUAACAGCAAGCUUAAACUCAAGAUGCGUUCUAAUACGAUGACUGACAGUGAUUCGGAUUUGGAUGAGCUACGAAGACUGGUGACCGAAUCCAAAGUUCAAUUGGACAGAAGCGAAGCCUUGUGGUGCAGCAACGAUCCCAAAUCAGAAAUGGACAGAGGAAUUAUUCUCCAACCAAGGGACUAUGCCGAAAUAAUAUUAACUUGCCGAGAGAACAUCAGAUGUCUGGAAGCAGUCAUGACCAGAGCUUGCGGCGCAAUCCUGACCGAUGUCCAGGGCCAGAAUUUGCGCGAUCUGAUCGCCAGUUGGGACGGAUUACGAAUUCGGGCCGAAGCUUACAUGGAGGCCCGAAAAUUGAGAGGUGCCUUGUUGCUGCUAAGGGCAGCCCUUCGAAGUUUAGGAAAACCUUCUUCGGAGCCGGGAAAUGAGGAGGAAUUGUUAAAUGCCAUGGAAGAACUCAAG